Messenger RNA from Toxorhynchites rutilus septentrionalis, 579 nucleotides. RefSeq lists its product as uncharacterized. The record is from RefSeq and is a predicted model, not a curated record. NCBI's taxonomy places the organism in Eukaryota, Metazoa, Arthropoda, Insecta, Diptera, Culicidae. Bases 92 to 421 code for a protein of 109 amino acids. The transcript has a single exon.
GUCAUGUUCGGACUAGAGCAUCAGAGUUUGUCCUGCUUUGUGAUAGCUUGAAAGCGUCAGUAGUAAUUGAGAACUUCACUUCAGCAUCAACAUGAAGUCGAUUGUGUGCAUAGCUUUGAUUGCCAGCGUGAUUGCCACCGUGAGCUGCGCUCCCCAGUUUGGAGGAUUCAGUGGAUCCGCUGCGAACGCCAACUCCCAAUCUUUCGGCCAGGGAGGCUUCGGAGGUUUUGGAGGCUUUUCUGGAUCCGCUUCCAACGCUGCGUCACAGUCUUUCUCUCAGGGAGGAUUCGGACCGCAUGGUGGAUUCAGCGGGUCGGCUUCGAACGCUGCAUCGCAAAGUUUCUCCCAGGGAUUCGGACCACACGGAGGAUUCGGAUCGGGCUCCGCUGCUAGCGCCGGAUCGCAAUCGUUUGGCGGUUAAACUAAGCGAACGUUUUUUUUUGCGUGCGCUAACAUUACUGCCAACCUAGGGGUCACCUGAAAAUCGCUGCUGAUAACACAGACUGAAGAAAUAGAGUAGCAGAACGAACUUAUACCAAAUACAGUGAUUAAUAAAUUAAAUAACAACCCACGAAACAA